Neurospora crassa OR74A is the source of this 944-nucleotide messenger RNA. RefSeq lists its product as hypothetical. Lineage: Eukaryota; Fungi; Ascomycota; Sordariomycetes; Sordariales; Sordariaceae. The record is from RefSeq and is a predicted model, not a curated record. The transcript has 4 exons. Bases 156 to 623 code for a protein of 155 amino acids.
AGAAUGCUUUUGCUUUUUUCAUUUGCCUUCUGUUCAACGCAGAAACACCGAAAUAUUGAGACCAUCCAUCGUUACGCUCCAGGCUUACAUCAGUCCAACCUGUGCCAUUAGUUUUCCCUGUCUCUUAUACUUCUUUCAACGCACUUCCAGCUGAGAUGGACAAUCAAUCUCUACCAUCUUCCUCGGCCCCCAGUUCACAUCAGCCGCUACAGUAUGGCCGUGUCAUUGAAAUAAUACCGAUUGUAUGUGAUCAAUGUCGGCCUCUGGGCAACAACAAUUGCAACCGCCAGUAUCCGUAUUGCUUUCAUUGCGACAAAUACGGACAAGUCUGUUCCUAUACAGGGAAGCUUAUGGAUGCGUGUAGGCCGUGUAGGUUUAAUAUGGGGUUAGCCACUCUACAAAACUGCGACCGCAAAGUGCCACGAUGCACAAUGUGUGAGUUUGAGGGGCUAGCCUGUUGGAGCCUUGAUACCGACAAUAUUGAGUACAAUACGAAAUGCAACCAGUGCAGGGCCCGGAAUCACAAGUGUAUUGCGCGUCAAGAUGCAGAGCAAUGCGAGUUUUGCAAGAGUGAGAAACUACUUUGCACCUACCUGAAGGCCAGGCGCUCAGUCCCGGAAUGAAACCAGAUUGAGCGGUCCAUUGGAUGAUGAGAUCUGGCAAUCCAUGAAACCGGUCAUUGGAAGGCAGAAGCUAGCAACCGCGAAUAGUUUGAUGAGGUUGGCUUGGUGGGAUCAUGAGGCGGAUGUCUGUACAUUGAACUGUACUCGGAAGUUUCUAUGAGCUCUCUGUGCUCCAAUUCUUGCUUUCCGCAGGAGAAAUGCGGUCUAUUAUACUCAUGCCCCUUAGGUUAUCAUUUAAGGAUACUGGGCCUAGGAGAUGGGAGCUUUGUUUGGCAUGAUUAGUAUCCUUUCAACGACGAAGUCGAACUUAUAACACAUUUG